AUGCUUGGUCAAGCAAAGAAAUAUCUAGCUGAGCUACAUGAAAGCAAGUCUUUGCUCGCCAAACUUACUCAGCAAGAUCCGGCUCAAACGACGGUGUACUUUCAGAUUCAGUGGGAUCGUCAACGAUCCUUGCAGCUGAAGGCCAUGACUGUGGAGGCGAAGGAGAAACGCGAACGUCUAGGAGUUUUGCUGACUCUUGAGGAGGAGCUAUUGGAAGCCCGUCAAAAACUAACAGCUAUGAACGCAGGUAGCGCCGCCAUACGAACUGCGGAACAGCGUCAUGAACUUCUGAACCUACCAGCGUCAUUGGUUGCACUUGAAGCUCAAAUACAAGCCGUCGCGGACGAGCUAGGAAAUGCGGAACUGUUGAAUGCUCGGAGAGGCAGCAAUGUCAGAGUCAAGGCGAUGCUCAGCGUCCAGGUUGUGUUAGGUUUCUUGUAUGAGGCUGCAAUGGAUGUGAUACAACAGAGGGCUGAUGCGGCCAUCAAAACAGGGGCCACCCAGCAACCUCGUAAUGAGCAGCUAAGAAAGAAAAAAAGAGGCCUCCUCAAGAAGAAACUGGAUACUUAUUUAAGGCAUGCAUCUCGUUACAAUCAACGUCACCGACCUACACCGCGACUGGUGCUACCAAGUAUGGACGAAGUGCUUGAAAUGGAUUUACUACAUCCAUUUUGGGAUGAAGUGGCGCUGAACCACCUUGAUGAACCAUGGGCAUCAUGCCGGAGGACCAAGGAUGGUAUCGUAGCACUUCGAAAUCAAAUGGCAUCUGAAGAAGAGCUUCGCCGUCUGGGGCGUGAGGUUAGGCAGCUCUUGGGUUGGGCAAUUGACUAUCAAAAUUGUGUUGAUAGGGCAAGGCCAAAUGAUUGUAUUGAAUCUCGAGUUGCAGAGUGGAACUCUGUCCACUCUGCACUGGCUAAACGUGCAUCUCGCCUGUGGGCGCAUUGGGAUAGGAGCUUGAAAGAGGUUUUGGAAUCAACCCAAGCCUAUGUGGAUGGGAGGGUGGAUUCAGACCAUACUUUACUGCUUCAGUGGCAGCAAAUGCUUGCGCGCACAACAGGAGCACCGAUAGAUAUACUUAUGCUACCAAUACACUGGGCCCCCGAAGGGGCGGAUGAGGAGGCCGAGUACCGAGGCAUGUUAGAAGAAGAGGAAAGAAUGGAACAAGGUAUUGAAGAUGACUGGGAGAUUGAGCUUGGAUACAGACGGAUGGCACUUGAUUGA
Melampsora larici-populina 98AG31 is the source of this 1221-nucleotide messenger RNA. RefSeq lists its product as uncharacterized. Bases 1 to 1221 code for a protein of 406 amino acids. The transcript is spliced from 5 exons. The record is from RefSeq and is a predicted model, not a curated record. NCBI's taxonomy places the organism in Eukaryota, Fungi, Basidiomycota, Pucciniomycetes, Pucciniales, Melampsoraceae.